GGUGUGUGAGAGGAAAUAGACAAAAAUUCUUGAGAUUCUCUUUCUCUCUCUAUCUAUUUCCCUUUCUCCGACGACGCCAAUGCUGCCUUACAAAUCUGUGCCGGAGGCGGAGGCGGUGCUCGGCCGAACACUGACCGCCGGCGAGAGCAUAUGGCUGAACUACUCGGCUGAUAAAUCCGAUUACUUCCUCUACUGUCAUAACAUCCUCUUUCUCUUCAUCAUCUUUUCCAUUUUCCCUCUUUUUUACAUCAUCCUAGAGUUCAUCUCCCACGAAAUUCAAAUCUACAAAAUCCAGCCCAAAGUUAAGCUUUCUUUUUCCGAUUCCUUACGCUGCUAUCGCGAUGUAAUGCGAAUGUUCAUCUUCGUCGUCGGCCCUCUCCAACUCGUCUCCUACCCUUCGAUUCAGAUGAUUGGGAUACGAACCAGCCUUCCAUUGCCGUCAAUCGGAGAAAUCGUCGCCCAAUUGGUCGUUUACUUUGCAAUCGAGGAUUAUACGAAUUACUGGGUACAUAGAUUCCUGCAUUGCAAGUGGGGGUACGAGAAGAUUCAUCGGGUACACCAUGAAUACACUGCACCCAUCGGAUUUGCGGCGCCGUACGCUCACUGGGCAGAGGUGCUGAUCCUCGGUGUUCCUUCCUUUUUGGGACCCGCCAUAGCCCCUGGCCACAUGAUCACGUUCUGGUUAUGGAUCGCUUUGAGGCAACUUGAGGCAAUUGAAACUCACAGCGGGUAUGACUUCCCAUGGAGUCCCACAAAAUACAUUCCAUUUUAUGGUGGAGCAGAGCACCAUGACUAUCACCAUUAUGUUGGAGGACAGAGCCAGAGCAACUUUUCUUCUGUAUUUACCUACUGUGAUUACAUUUAUGGAACUGACAAGGGAUACCAAUACCAGAAAAAGAUUAUGAAACAGCUGAAGGAAAGUGAAAGAAGAAAGGGGCUAGAGAAUGUUGCAGGCUCAGGAGAAGGAGUUAAAGCGGAUUGAUUAGAAGAGUAAUGAUUCUGAGUUGAAACACAAUCAUCAAGUGGAUUUUGAAAGAAAAGUUGUUGGUGUUCGAAAGAAUGAAUGAUCCUUGAAGAAAACUCAGGAAUUUGUGUAGUUAUUUUUUAUGGUGGAGUGUACUUGUUAACUGGAUUGACAUCAUCUCAUCAUCAUCAUAUGUUGUGAUAUUGUUUGUUGUGGAAUUCUUCUUAUAGCAUGAUUGAAAUAUAAGUUGUGUGUCU
Impatiens glandulifera is the source of this 1221-nucleotide messenger RNA. RefSeq names its product methylsterol monooxygenase 1-1-like. The coding region runs from base 80 to 982 and encodes 300 amino acids. The record is from RefSeq and is a predicted model, not a curated record. The transcript is spliced from 5 exons. Gene Ontology annotation, molecular function: C-4 methylsterol oxidase activity; iron ion binding. NCBI's taxonomy places the organism in Eukaryota, Viridiplantae, Streptophyta, Magnoliopsida, Ericales, Balsaminaceae. Gene Ontology annotation, biological process: sterol biosynthetic process.